AUGAUAACCAAAUUCUACCAGCACAUUCUGGUCUUGGCAUUUGCUGAGAAAGAAAUCAAUGAGAACCCAAACAUCUUGCCCAAUGUCACACUUGGCUUCCACAUCUAUGAUAGCUAUUAUGAUGCAAGGAUGACCUAUCGGACCACGCUGGACCUGCUCUUCAAAUCAAACAGCUUUGUCCCCAACUACAAAUGUGACACCCAGAAAAACCUCCUAGCUACUAUUGGGGGACUUGGCUCUGACACCUCCUUCCACAUGGCAGAUGCGUUGAGAAUCUACAAGAUCCCACAGCUCACAUAUGGUUCGUUUCCCCCAGAGGAGAGGGAUUCAAGUCAGGUUCCUUCUUUUUACCGCAUGGUGCCUAAUGAAGUCCACCAGUACAUGGGUAUUAUCAGUUUGCUUAAGCAUUUUGGAUGGACGUGGGUUGGACUAUUUGCUGUGAAUGAUAACAGUGGGGAAUAUUUCCUCAAGACUCUGGAGCCCCUGCUUUCUCAAAAUGGAAUUUGUUCAGCCUUCACACAAAGAAUCCCAAAACUACUCUAUUUUGAUAAGUUGGAUGAAAUGUAUGAUUUAGCUUCAAAUAUGUAUGCACUAUUUAUGGAUGCUAAAGCCACAACAUUUAUCGUUUAUGGAGAAUCUCAGACAAUUACAGGACUGAGAGUUAUUAUAUUUUUGCGAGAUCCUACAAAUAAGGAAAAUGCAUCACUUAAGAAGGUGUGGAUUUUGACAGCCCAGAUUGAUUUCAUAUCUAUGGGUCUUACUAAGUUUUGGAAUGUUCUGCUCUUUCAAGGUGCCUUUUCCCUCACAAUUCACUCACAGAAACUUCUAGCAUUCCAAGAUUUUCUCCAAAACAUAAAGCCUUCUUUUACUCAGGGAAAUGGUUUUUCCAAAGUCUUUUGGGAGCAAGCAUUUGACUGUAUAUUUCCAAAUCUUGAUGCACCAAUGGAGGUCAAUGACCUGUGUACUGGGGAGGAGAGGUUGCAGAGCCUUCCCGGGUCUCAUUUUGAAAUGAGUAUGACUGGCCACAGUUACUGCAUUUACAAUGCUGUCUAUGUUGUGGCUCAUGCUUUGCAUGCACUUUAUUCAUCUAGAUCCAAACAGAGAGCAAAUGAGAGUAGUAAAAGAUUAAAAUUUCAAGAUUUCCAGCCUUGGCAGCUCCACCAUUUUAUCCAUGCCAUUUCAUUUAACAACUCAGUUGGAGAAACAGUGUCCUUUACUGAUAACAGAGAAAUGCAAGGUGGAUUUGACAUUAUGAACAUGAUCACAUUUCCAAAUAAGUCUUUCAUCCGUUUGAAAAUAGGAUGGGUGAAUCCUAAUGCUCUUGAUGGAAAAGAAUUCAACCUUCAUGAGGACAUAAUUAGGUGGCACGAUGAUUUUAACCAGAUGAUGCCCGUCUCUACAUGCAGUGAAUCCUGCCACCCUGGUAAUCAGAAGAAAAUGAUGGAAGGACAGAAAUUUUGCUGCUACGAUUGUACUCCAUGUCUAGAGGGGAAGAUUUCAAACCAUAAUGACAUGGAUGACUGCUUCACAUGCCCAGAAGAUCAGUAUGCAAACAAGAAGAAAGAUGGAUGCAUCCCUAAAACUAUCAGCUUUCUUUCUUAUGAUGAACCUUUAGGGCUUAGCCUGGCCUCAUUUGCUCUUUCUUUUUCCCUGAUCACAACUUUGGUGCUUGCAACGUUUAUUCAGCACAAAGACACUCCCAUUGUCAAAGCCAACAACAGGGAUCUCACCUAUGCUCUCCUCAUUGCCCUUCUGCUAUGUUUCCUCUCAUCUUUUCUAUUCAUUGGACACCCUGGCAAAGUGACCUGCCUUCUUCGACAACCCACUUUUGGCAUCGUCUUCUCUGUAGCAGUUUCCUGUGUGUUGGCCAAAACCAUCACAGUAGUUGUGGCUUUCAUGGCCACCAAGCCAGGCUCCAGUAUGAGGAAGUGGGUGGGAAAAAGACUGAGCAACUCCAUUGUCCUUUCCGGCUCACUCAUUCAAACAAGCAUUUGUGCUGUGUGGUUGAAGUGGUCUCCCCCAUUCCCUGCUCUAGACAUGGACUCAGUAACAGAGGAAACCAUUGUACACUGUAAUGAAGGCUCAGUGACCAUGUUUUACUGUGUCCUGGGCUACAUGGGCCUCCUGGCCAUUGCCAGCUUCAUUGUGGCAUUUGCAGCUCGCAAAUUACCAGACAGUUUCAAUGAAGCCAAGUUCAUUACUUUCAGCAUGUUGCUGUUCUGCAGUGUUUGGCUGUCUUUUUUCCCAACCUAUCUGAGCACCAAAGGGAAAUCCAUGGUGUUGGUGGAGAUCUUCUCCAUCUUGUCCUCCAGUGCUGGGUUACUGGGCUGCAUCUUUGCCCCAAAAUGCUACAUCAUUGUUCUAAAGCCUGAGCUUAACAGAAAGGAGCAACUAAUAAGGAGAAUGAAGUGA
Podarcis raffonei (Aeolian wall lizard) is the source of this 2412-nucleotide messenger RNA. RefSeq names its product vomeronasal type-2 receptor 26-like. Bases 1 to 2412 code for a protein of 803 amino acids. Gene Ontology annotation, biological process: G protein-coupled receptor signaling pathway. The transcript is spliced from 5 exons. Gene Ontology annotation, cellular component: membrane. Lineage: Eukaryota; Metazoa; Chordata; Lepidosauria; Squamata; Lacertidae. The record is from RefSeq and is a predicted model, not a curated record. Gene Ontology annotation, molecular function: G protein-coupled receptor activity.